Messenger RNA from Pomacea canaliculata, 3897 nucleotides. RefSeq lists its product as uncharacterized. The transcript is spliced from 7 exons. The coding region runs from base 157 to 1626 and encodes 489 amino acids. The record is from RefSeq and is a predicted model, not a curated record. NCBI's taxonomy places the organism in Eukaryota, Metazoa, Mollusca, Gastropoda, Architaenioglossa, Ampullariidae.
GUUACGAGGCCUUCGAUUACGUCCCCUUAGACACAAUUCUGUUUCCGCGUUCAUCGAAGCAAACAAAUCGAUGAAAAGGCGUUUAUUUUAAACCAAACGUGUUGUAAACAUGUUCUUUGAGUAAGACAAUAUCUUGAACGGGAUGAACAACUGAAGAUGCUUUUUCAACUGUUAUACAUAUUUAUUUCAGCACGUAUCUUUCUGACUGUCAUUUCGGCUUCCAUACAGUGGAAUCCCCAUAUUCACUGGACGGCACUUCCAAAUGGCACAGCCUACAUUUCCAUCGAACCCUUGUUUCCUGGUGCGGCACGAUACAAUGUUUGCAUGAGGCAUGUUAUAUCUUGCUACGGAAGCGUUUCAGAAUUUGAAAAACAUGACAACAGUAUUGUAUUUGUGGUCAACAAGCUUAUUGUCCAAUUGUCCUAUGAUAUAUGGGUGAUGCCACUGGACAUAUAUGGCGAUGAUUUACUUGAUAAAUACAGGUUCCAUACACAUGUGACCAUUUCACCUCCAGUGCUAGCAGAGCUAGAGGCUCUUUCAGAGCUAGCAACUGAAACUGAAGCCACUCCUACUUCUGGAGCCACAGAUAAACCAAACAUCUUUAAUUCCCAUGUUACCAUAGCAGUGGCAACUCUUCUGUCAGUGGUGGUUCUUGGUGUGCUUAUCACAGUUGCUUUUAAGAAAGGUUAUAUUCAAAAGGUGAACGUUAGAUUUCCUCGGGUUUGCUGCUACAGACACCAAACUGUAGACAUUCUCCUUUUGUAUAUACAUAAAGAAAACAGCCCCUUCACCUCACUAGUGAAGGCCCACUCUGAUCAUCUGAACAGUUACGUUUCCUGCAACUUCGUCGACACCAAAGACAUUCGUCAAAAUCCCAAUCCUAGCGAAUGGCUAGCAUCUCAGAUGAAAAACUGUCACGUGCUAGUCUACGUGUCACCGUUGAUGCGGCGGUAUUUAUUAAACGAGGAGCCUUUUAGCAACAAUGCCUACCACACCACAGUCGUUGAAACUGUUAAAAAUCUGACAUCACCCGAUAUGCUCAAGGGGCGCACGAGAAAGGCGUUUAUUUUGCCAGGCUGCUUCGACGGGGAUGCGGAAGCAGCCAGGAAACUUGCAAAGAGGUUCAAACUGCCCUGUCAUCUGGUGGUGCAGCAGAAGAAACCAGGACCGGACCAUGAAGUUGAACUGAACUCGUCUUGUGAACUCCUACACCAGAUUCUAGGCACCAGAAUGUGCCCUUGCUUGACCUGUUUCGCGUGCGUGGACUCGACCGCCACAACCGAGGCGCUGCUGGACGCGGUGCAGGAGUUGUCACUAGAUGAAACUUUGGUGAGGGAAAACCAACAGUCUGGUGAACUGCCAGUACAUCUUGCUAACCCCGAGCAGGUACCGUUCCUAGAUGCUUCUAUGUCUGGUUUGGGUUUUUUCAGCAGUCCUGACUCGCCCUACGUCAGCAUUGGAGUGGAUGAACCGAACGAGGCGAACUUCCCGUACGAGGACGACAAAGAUAAAGACUCUGUUAGCUUCAUCCAGCCAGAGGACAUCCGUUUUAGUUUAGGUAGUCAGCUGAGUUUGGAGAAUGUCGAGGAGAAUUUGGGCAGAUUGAACAGAAAAAACGACUGGUAGUAAAGAGACUUUGAAGGAGUGGACGUGCUGUCAAUAUUCUAUUAUCAAAUUUCGAAAGCUUUAUUUUCGAAGUUUUUAUAUUUUCUUUACUUGAAUGAACGAAGUCAUUAAGUUAAAGUGGUUCAGACGAUGUUGAUCAAGCUUUAUGCCUCGAAAAAAUGACUUUUAUUUUUUCAGGCAUUCUUGUUGAUCUGUGUUCAGAUGUUAUUGUGAUGCAUGAUGCAUAAUACAAACUGUCUCCCGCGUGUUAAAAAAGUAUCUGAUAAACGGAGUUAUCGAGACUAUUGCCCGACUGUAAGGUUUCGUGCAGAGAAAGAAUCGACCCGAUGUCAACAAUGCCAUUAUACUAUAACAUGGAUGCAAUAUGUUCGGUGAUUCCCACUUGCUUACACUGCUGUACAAAGGACAGAGGUUAUCGGGUUGACUGGCCCUGACCAACAUUGGAUGUGGAUAUGGCGCCUGAGCUGUUUAUUGGUGAUUUGUACACGUCAUAACCACAUUCAGUGACUGAGUCAAGAUGAACAGUCGGGUGGUCCAUGAUUUGAAAUCCACCCAGAUUUGAAUGUUAUCACCCCUCAAGAAAAAAAAAGCAAUAUGUACAGUUAUGUGUAAUAUUUGGGAUGUGAUAUCUCGGAUCUGAGAUCGAAAAUGCUUGGACAUGUUCUUGUUGCUGUAAUCAAAGUCGGCGAAGACGCUUUGAAGGGAUAGGAAGCUAUGAAAAUUAUAUAUAUAUUAAAAAGCUGGUACUCCUAUAUAUAUAUAUCUUUAAAAAAAAGUACGCCAACUUUUUGAAAUGUCGUUAAUGUACAUGUAUUAAGCAAGGGACAAGAACAUAAUUCUAUUUUUCUCGAAGUUGGAUCAAAUUUCUCUUACAAUCAUAUUAAGGUGUGACAGCCAUAUUAUAAUUUGUGUCAAAAUAAACCAGUUUCAACACGAUCAAACUGAGUUAGCGAAUCAAAAACGCACAUGUGAACAAGCAGAAGAAAUGAAGCUUAAGAGAUUAACCUAUAAAUUUAUGCUGGAUAGUUGGUGGUUGGGAGAAUUACAUGAAGUAUGGGUGUGACUGACACUGUUAAUGCUAAUUCUGGUGGCGUAUAAUUUCUGCAAGGAUCAGAUGAAUAAAAUAUUGUCAUUGUCAGCGACCCCUGUACAGAGUUAUUUUCCUUCUGUCAAACAUUUGUUUAUCAAUAUUAAUCUCCGACUUUCUACCAUGAUGUACAUAUAUGCUGGUCACUAUUUUCAUAUCAAAUGUUAUCAUUUUCACACUAUUGUAUUUAGCCUAAUUAAUAAAAAAGAAUUUGGAACAAGAGUAAGGUGAACAUGUUGCAUGUGAAAGUGUCUUGGAAUUUUGGUCGUUUUUAUUGACAAGAUUUUUAAUUAAGUAUUUUAUACUUGACGAGUGUAAGUGAUGCAUUUUUUCAAUGAUUUUUAUAUUAAAUUUUUAAAUACAUGACUAAUUUUUAUUUAGGGUUGCAGAAACUAACCCAAAAUGUAACAGUUCAGUUAGAUCAUGGACGUAUAGUUCUGGACUGCAGGCGGUCUGCUAAGACUAAUACUUAGCUUCCCGCGAAGUUGUAGCUUGUCAGGUCUUUGGUAGCCAACAUUUGUGAUUGUUAUCAUGUGACAUAUUGUCUUAUUAUCAUCCAUGUUUUGUUCGUGUUCUUUAUUUAAUAAUCGUUCUCAAAUGGUGCCGAAUAAUAUACACGAUAAGAGGCCUGGUUUUUCGUUAUUCUUUUGUUCUGUGCUUUUUUGUUUUUAAUCACCGAAACAGAUUCCUUCAAAGAUAUUGAGCUGUUAAACUUUUUUCUUUCUCUUCUUAAACUUGAAAGAAGGUUGUUGCUUUCUUACAGAGAUGUACGUCCGUGGUUAGAUGAUUCUAUUAGCUAUCCUGUGGAUAUUAUUGCACAGCAGCUGUUUUAGUCUUUGAGAAUGAGAUCUUUAUGUGUUCCCUCCUCUUAUAUUUUGAUUACUUUUAUUCACUAACAUUUAAUUAACAUAAUUGUAAAAAGACGAAAAUUGCGUUGUGAGCAUUGACAAUCAUGUGGUAACCAAAAGUGAAAAAUAAUAAUUACCUCAUGAAGAAUUCUUCUUAAUUUCUUGUUUUCUGUUAAAUGUCUCAACAGUAAACCAAAUCUCUGGCACAAAAGAUGACACAGGUCAUGAACAAAAGUUAUGUCAUGAACAAAAGUUUUGUGUCAUUUUGUUGUUGCUAUCUUAUAUAAAGCUGUUGAAUAAAUAAAUGUUACAUGAAUCUAAUGUUGAUUCUUACUA